Messenger RNA from Anopheles gambiae (African malaria mosquito), 1707 nucleotides. Its product is annotated as peptidyl-prolyl cis-trans isomerase H. Gene Ontology annotation, molecular function: peptidyl-prolyl cis-trans isomerase activity. Bases 308 to 862 code for a protein of 184 amino acids. The record is from RefSeq and is a predicted model, not a curated record. Gene Ontology annotation, biological process: protein folding; protein peptidyl-prolyl isomerization. The transcript has 3 exons. Lineage: Eukaryota; Metazoa; Arthropoda; Insecta; Diptera; Culicidae. Gene Ontology annotation, cellular component: intracellular membrane-bounded organelle.
ACUGCCUGGAGGCCGCUUCAAAUCUCGUUUUGUCGGUAAAUACAGUUUUGUUUGCACUCCAUGGAAUCAUUUCGUAGUUUGGAGUUUGGUUUAACGAACGCUGCACGCGCCGGUGGACAGGAGUGCAAAGACGAGUGAACUGUUGCCGCCGCAAUACUUUACCCACUACUUUGGACUGUUGCAUACCCGAGGUCGAUACCUGUUCGAUACUUCAUUGAGCAACGUGCUUGAAGACGCCAACACUCUGCUCGCGGUAUAAUUGAACGCAAAUAGUUUUUAUCGUAUUAAUCAAUCCCAUCGAAUAAAAAUGCCUACCUGGACGCAGAUGCAAGGACAGCUACGCAAUCCCAACAAUCCCGUGGUGUUUAUGGAUAUUACGGUCGGAACAGCGGAAAUUGGCCGCAUGGUGUUUGAACUGUACGCGGACGUGGUGCCCAAAACGUGCGAAAACUUCCGGCAGUUCUGUACCGGGGAGUACAAAAAGGAUGGCGUCCCGAUCGGGUACAAGGGUUCGAGCUUCCACCGAGUCAUCAAAGACUUUAUGAUACAGGGAGGAGAUUUCGUGAAUGGCGAUGGAACGGGCGUUAUGAGCAUUUACGGCACUCCCACCUUCCCGGACGAACAUUUUCUGCUGAAGCACGACGCACCCGGGCUGCUUUCGAUGGCCAACAGUGGGAAGGACACGAACGGAUGCCAGUUUUUCAUCACCUGCUCAAAGUGUAACUUCCUGGACUACAAGCACGUCGUGUUUGGGCGCGUGCUGGAUGGACUGCUGAUUAUGCGGAAGAUUGAGAAUGUUCCGACGGGACCGAACAAUAAGCCGAAGUUGCCGGUAGUCAUAUCGCAGUGCGGACAGCUGUAACAGGAAUUCCUGCAAACUGAACAUCCCUGUGAAGUGUGCUGUAUAAAAGUGUAAUAAACCCAACGAGGCGCUGCCAGAAUCGUCGGACAUUAAAAAAAACAACGCAACAUAUUGUCCUGCAUUAUGAAACAAUCCGUAAUGGUUAUGAAAACGACAACUUCACAAUGCUGAGACGCAAGCACACACACACACAUACUCGCUGCGCACAGCCUGCUUCAUCUGAUGCCACAUUCCAGCUGUGGUGUGCGGAUGCCAUAAUUAACCACGCGGACUUCACACAGUCGGCCUUGAAAGUGGAGCUCUGCUGGAUUAUAUUUAUAAACAUGCUGCCUGCGACGCCCUGGGUGAAGAAUAAAUAGUAGCCGCAGUGUUGCACGUAUCCUGCUCCCCCACACAAAUCAGCGUCCUUCUUGAAAUUCAUAAACUAAAGCACACCCGAAGCCUACCAGAGGAAGAAGAAGAAAAAAAGGUGAUAGAAACAACAAUCUCUGCCUAACGAAGGUAACGAAGUCGUUAAUGACCGGCCGACAGCUCGCCGCUUGAAGGCGCUGGUAGUAAGUGCUGCUUGCUCCUUUGCGGCUAAUCAAUGAUCCUUUUCCCCCAUUCCCCCAUCCGUUCGCCCAAUUGCUAUCAUCCCCCCCCCCCACUGGGGAAAGGGUCGCGCGCGCACAAACAGCACGUUUUGUUUUUACGAUCCUAAUGAACGUUUCACACGCAAUCCGCCACAGUCCGGCCAGCGUAUGUGGUCAAACCUCAGUCUCAGUAGUGUAAAUCGAUGCGGGCAAUGAAAGGAGGGAGGGAAAGCAAAAGAGCCUAGUGAAAAAUAAAACCGGAAAAGCCCUAAA